Messenger RNA from Athene cunicularia (burrowing owl), 841 nucleotides. RefSeq names its product claudin 14 (gene CLDN14). Gene Ontology annotation, cellular component: bicellular tight junction; plasma membrane. Gene Ontology annotation, biological process: cell adhesion; bicellular tight junction assembly. The transcript has a single exon. Lineage: Eukaryota; Metazoa; Chordata; Aves; Strigiformes; Strigidae. The record is from RefSeq and is a predicted model, not a curated record. Bases 91 to 801 code for a protein of 236 amino acids. Gene Ontology annotation, molecular function: structural molecule activity.
AGUAAAACAGCUGCAUAUCUUCCAAGAAAAGCUCGUGUUUUCCGAAGCGGAGGUGCUUUAUUAAGAGAACUAGGCAGGACAAACAUUAACAUGGCAAGCUCGGCUGUUCAGUUACUUGGCUUCUCUCUAAGCCUGCUUGGCCUAAUUGGGACAUUAAUUGCUACUAUUCUGCCACACUGGUGGCGAACAGCACAUGUAGGCACCAAUAUUAUAACAGCUGUGGCCUAUAUGAAAGGGCUUUGGAUGGAAUGCGUCUGGCACAGCACCGGCAUCUACCAGUGCCAGGUCCACCGCUCCCAGCUGGCGCUGCCCCCUGACCUCCAAGCCGCCCGUGCCAUGAUGGUAAUUUCCUGCGUCCUUUCUGCACUGGCAUGCGUGAUUGCUGUCAUCGGUAUGAAGUGCACACAGUGUGCCAAGGGGACUUCCGCCAAAGCCGCCAUCGCAGUCUCCGGGGGGAUCGUUUUCAUUCUGGCUGGUCUCGUUUGCCUGGUACCUGUUUCUUGGACCACUAACAACGUUGUUACAGAGUUCUACAACCCCAUGCUUCCCAGUGGGAUGAAGUAUGAGAUAGGUCAAGCUCUGUACCUUGGCUUCGUCUCUGCAUCUUUGACUAUCCUCGGUGGUGCACUGCUGUGCACGUCGAGCCAGUGUGGUGGGAACGAGACACCUUACCAGACACAGCGCAGCAGCGUAAGAAGGACUGCUCCCUCCUAUAGACCACCAACUGUCUACAAGGGAAACCAUGCUUCUUCCCUAACAUCUGCUUCCCAUAGCGGCUACAGAUUAAAUGACUAUGUGUGAGUUCCCUAAGAUUUGCCUGCGGGACACAGCUGCUUUAUAA